AUGGAAACAAUCUCACAAGAUCACUCCAAGUUAGACUCAGAUAUGAUUACUGACGGUAUGAAGCCAUUGGUUGAAUUCGACCCAUCCAUAAAGGUCAAAUCUAUAAUUACGGAAGUCCAGGCAAGAUUCAACUACACUAUUAGUUAUUGGAAGGCUUGGCUGGCAAAGCAGAAGUCGAUAGCCAAUGUUUUCGGUAGAUGGAAAGAAUCUUACCGAGAUUUGCUGUUGUGGUUCUUGGCAAUGGUUCAGAAGAUGCCUGGUUCACAAGUCCAAAUAGAAAUACGACUCCUGUAUAACGAGAGUCAAGAGGUGGACGGUGUUAGGAUACUUCAUCGGGUAUUCUGGAGUUUCAAUCCAUGCAUAAGAGCUUUCAAAUAUUGCAAGCCACUGGUUCAGGUUGACACAACCCACCUAUACGGAAAAUAUAAAGGUUGCCUUUUGGUUUCAGUUGCGCUAGAUGAAAAUCAAAACAUUGUACCGAUUACUUUUGCAAUUGUAAAGGAUGAGACUGCUAAUGCCUGGCACUUUUUUCUCAGUAAUUUACAAACAUAUGUUGUAAGAAGAGACGGCGUGGGUAUAAUCUCUGAUCGUCAUGAGUCAAUUCGGGCCGCAAUAAAUCGUAGUGGAGGUGAUUGGAAACCUCUGAGAGCAUGGUGGAUGUUUUGUAUUCGGCACAUUGGUAGAAACUUCUUAAGGGAAUUCAAGGUCCCGCACUUGCAAAAGCUUGUGGUCAACAUUGGGUAUUCAAGAACAGUGGAGGAGUAA
Arachis stenosperma is the source of this 765-nucleotide messenger RNA. RefSeq lists its product as uncharacterized. NCBI's taxonomy places the organism in Eukaryota, Viridiplantae, Streptophyta, Magnoliopsida, Fabales, Fabaceae. The coding region runs from base 1 to 765 and encodes 254 amino acids. The record is from RefSeq and is a predicted model, not a curated record. The transcript has a single exon.